Pieris macdunnoughi is the source of this 477-nucleotide messenger RNA. The record is from the annotation of a GenBank genome assembly. NCBI's taxonomy places the organism in Eukaryota, Metazoa, Arthropoda, Insecta, Lepidoptera, Pieridae.
AUGGAUAAAAUCUACCAACACUGGAGAGGAUGUGUGACUCUUAUGCUGUUUUCCUUUUUAUCAGCCGCACACGCAAUAGACUGUUUCAAAUGCGUAUCAAUGAAGGGCAACUUUCCAGCAUGUGAUGACCCCUUUCACAACAACCAUUCCCUACAAAUGCUGGAGUCACCAUGCAUGGGGGGAAGGAAAGGGAGGGAUGGACUGUUCCCAGCCACUUCUUGCAUUAAAAUUGCUGGUGUUUUUGAUGACACAGGCGAAUCAAUAACAGUACGAGGAUGUGGUUUGGAUUCCGGUACAGCAACGACUGAUACGGAGAUCAUCCGAAUGUCGCAUUGUGGGCGCUUUUAUUACAAUGACAGAUAUGUCCACGGCUGUCUACAGAGCUGUAACGACGCGGAUGCGUGUAACGGAACGAACAGUGUCGUAUCAUCUGUUAUUAUUAUACUUACAGCAUUAUUUCUCGUUUAUAAAAGCUAA